This is a messenger RNA of Vollenhovia emeryi, 3351 nucleotides long. RefSeq lists its product as uncharacterized. Bases 1 to 3351 code for a protein of 1116 amino acids. The record is from RefSeq and is a predicted model, not a curated record. The transcript is spliced from 4 exons. NCBI's taxonomy places the organism in Eukaryota, Metazoa, Arthropoda, Insecta, Hymenoptera, Formicidae.
AUGGCGACGCUCUCAGCGACCGAAGCAAAGGGCAAGCGCACACCAAUUAAGGCUAUGGCCACGCGUAUUAGGCAUUUUAUAGAACAGGCGGAUUCCGCGCAAUUGUCGCGUUUCGAUUUAUCCGAAAGAAAGAAAAAGCUAUCUGAGCUAUGGGAUCAUUGCCUGUGUCCAGCAGAACUAACUUCGGCAGAACACAGCCAAUACGUUGAGGUCCAAUCGCGAAUUGAAAUGCUGGAUCUCGCCAACCCCGGCGACCGAACCGAGGACGUUUCAACUAAGCUACACGCGGACGAACGCGCUAGCUUCGAGAUACCAUACUUCAAUCUCAUGUCACGCUUUGAAUCGAUUUCGCAUGAAAUCGAACGUCGCGAAGCACAGGCAAACUCUAGGCCUCAGAACUCCUCCACACAGCCUCGUAACAAUCCCGCGUCGACUCAACUUCGCCUACCUAAAAUUGAAUUGCCAUCUUUUUCAGGAGAAUACGAAGAUUGGUACUCCUUUCAUGACACAUUUGAGAAGCUUAUUAAUGCGAACCCUGAUUUGCCGGCAAUCCAGAAAUUCCAUUAUCUAAAAUCCGCGGUGCACGGUCCGGCCGCAGAGCUCUUAAAGUCUUUUGAAAUCACGACGGAACACUACGAUGAAGCGUGGGAGCUACUUGUAGAACGGUACGACCGUCGUCAUGUUGUUUACAGUCACAUAAAAUCGUUAUUCGAAUUGCCAGUCAUGUCGAAGGAAAAUCAUACGCAACUGCGCGUAUUGCUCGACGGAAUUGGUAAACAUUUGCGCGCCCUCAAGGCAAUGGACAGACCGGUUGAAACAUGGGACGAUCUUAUUAUUCAUUUGAUCCAAUCUAAAUUAGACAUUGUAACAAAAAGGGAAUGGGAAACGAGUCGCUCGGGCUCUACAAUUCCUACUCUUAAGGAACUUAAAGAAUUUCUCUUGCAGAGAUGUUUAGCGUUGGAGUCGAUCACAAGCAAGUCCGAUAACACGUCUCAAAGGUCAAAACGAGCGGUGACGAACGCGGUCACUGCGAAUCUAUGUUGUGAACACUGCAAGGGAGAACAUCUUUUGUAUCAUUGUGAAUCGUUCAAAAAAUUACCCGUAGAAAAACGCUUCAAAAUCGUGAAGGGUUCGCACUUAUGUAUCAACUGUUUAAGGUCUCGCAAGCACCAAGCAAAGAAUUGCCCGUCGUCGUCCUGUCGCAAAUGCCAAGGGGCACACAAUACGCUAUUGCACUAUGAGUCGAAUGCCGAGCAGAAGACCACUUCUCAAGGGGCGUCCACCGAAGCAAAGGAGCCUUCCUCCGCGCCGGUGGUCACGCAAUGUUUGCAACAAAAUCCGUCCAGGGUACUGUUGUCUACGGCAGUGAUUCACGUACGUGAUUCAAAGGGUAAAUCUCACGCAUGUCGAGCGCUAUUGGAUAGUGGCUCGCAGUUAAAUUUCGUAACCGAAGAUUUCGCGAAUAAAUUGCACUUGAACAAACGUUCCAUAAAUAUGCCGAUUUCGGGCAUUGCAGAAGGUAGCUUCGAAGCAAGAAACUCGGUUGACAUACACGUACAGUCUCGAAUUAACACGUUUCGGGCACGAUUGAAUUGUAUUGUUUUACCAAAAAUAACGCAAAAAUUGCUACGCGAAUUUAUUCAUCGUUCUCACGUAAAAAUCCCGUCCAAUAUCCGAUUAGCGGAUCCGAACUUUAAUGUUCCUAGUGACAUAGAUUUGUUGAUAGGGGCGGAGGUGUUUUGGCAACUCCUUUGUAUAGGUCAAGUUAAGGGGAAUGGGAGUCACCCUACUUUCCAGAAAACAAAGCUUGAGAAUGACAUUCGCAGCGAUGCCAACGCGUUUUCGUCUGAAGAGGUCGCAUGCGAAACGCUCUUUCAACAGAGCACCUCGCGCAAUGAGGAAGGUCGGUUCAUCAUCAAACUUCCUGUGAAGGACGACGUGCUCUCGCAAUUAGGUGAGUCCAAGCAAAUUGCUGAACGUCGAUUCUUCGCCUUGGAAAAACGAUUAUCGAAACAGCCCGAGGUUUACAAAGAAUAUCGCGAUUUCAUGCGCGAGUAUCACGAACUCGGUCAUAUGUAUCAGGUACAUGAAACACCAGAUUCCAACAAUCGCAUUCACUAUUAUUUACCACACCACGCGGUCUUCAAACACACGAGCACUACUACCAAGCUGCGUGUGGUGUUUGAUGCUUCAUGCAAAACUGAGUCUGGAAGGUCAUUAAACGACGCAUUACUCGUUGGGCCUAUUAUUCAACAGGAUUUAUUUUCAAUCCUGCGCAUUCUUUGGCGGGACACUCCGCAACAUGAGCUGCAGAUUUUCGAACUGGCUACUGUAACAUACGGAACCGCGUCGGCGUCUUUCCUAGCAAUACGCUCCUUGCAAAAAUUGGCGCAGGACGGAACAAAUUCGUACCCGUUAGGUUCACAGAUCGUUUUGAGAGAUUUUUAUGUCGAUGACAUGUUGACCUGUGCUUCUACUAUUGAGGAGGCGUUAGACAUAAAGAAUCAAGUAACUACGUUGCUUGAGGGCGGUGGUUUUGAGCUGAGAAAAUGGUUCUCGAAUAGCCCUUUAGUAUGCAACGAUGAGAAUUCUUCGGGUAACAAGGAAAUAGCUUCGGGGUCUGAGCAUGACAGAACUCGCACUCUCGGAGUAUCUUGGAAUUGUCAACAAGACAUCUUUUAUUUCGCGAACGUUGAAUAUCGACCCCCCUCAAGACUGACUAAACGCAAUAUUCUAUCAAGGAUCGCUCUGAUAUUUGACCCGUUGGGAUUGUUAGGGUCCACCAUUGUGAUCGAAAAGCUUGUUAUGCAAGAAUUAUGGAUGCUAAGGGUAGACUGGGACGAAUCAAUUUUCAUGGAACUUGGCACUAAGUGGCAGAAUUAUGAAAAACAAUUGAAUGCCCGAAUAACCUCGCAAUACCUCGCAAGAUUGUUGUCGAUAGGGCCGGACUCAUUGAGCUGCAUGGUUUCGCAGAUGCCAGUCAACAGGCAUACGGGGCGUGUAUAUUUGCGUUCGUCAAUGAACAAUGGUGAAUUCACGGUUCGUUUAAUAGCGUCGAAAUCUCGUGUAGCUCCGGUCAAGGGUCUUUCGAUACUGAACCACUCUCCACAGGCGCAAGAUUUGCUCCAACAAAGCGUGGUGGAGAGUGGUUUCACGCUGGCGAUCGUGUCCGAGCCCCACCGCCCCCGAGAGACAGCCCAUAUUGGGCUGUCGAUAACGGACGGGCGGGGGACUCGGUCGCGAUUCGGUAGCGGUCGGUGCCGGGUGGUCCCGACACGGCCGCCAUCGAAAAAGGGGAACGGCAUGUGGCCGUUCAAUGGGGGCCCAUCGCGGUCGUUGGGGUCUACUUGA